Messenger RNA from Maniola jurtina (meadow brown), 1038 nucleotides. RefSeq names its product MICOS complex subunit MIC27 (gene Mic26-27). Bases 141 to 884 code for a protein of 247 amino acids. The record is from RefSeq and is a predicted model, not a curated record. Gene Ontology annotation, cellular component: MICOS complex. Gene Ontology annotation, biological process: cristae formation. The transcript has 8 exons. NCBI's taxonomy places the organism in Eukaryota, Metazoa, Arthropoda, Insecta, Lepidoptera, Nymphalidae.
ACCAUUCACUGUCAGUGUGUGGUCAGCUGUCAACCAGCCGUAGCAGUAGGCAGCUGAUCAAAAAAUCAACGAAAAACCAAAAUAAAUGUGGUGAAAACUGAGUAUUUAUGUAAUUAAUCCGCUGUAACUUAACGCUACAGAUGCUACGAAAAGUAGUUUUUGGGUCUGGCCUGGUGGCCUUAGUGCCUACCAUCAGUGCUGCGACUCCAGUGCAGGAAUCCAAGGAGCCGGUGCGACCUCCACCCAUGCGACUUUCCGAAUUACCGAUAUAUGAAGCCCCACACGCUGAUUAUGCAGAGUACCUAGAGUCAAAAUCAAAAGAGGACAAACCUAGCUAUGUGAGAUCAGCGCUCUUGUCGCCAGUGAGAACAGUGAGGGAGAAAGUGCAAACGGCUAUAGCUCACACCGAGUCUGCCAAGAAUACUAUCAAGGACAACUACUCCGAGCUACAGGAUAGAAGCGAAUGGAUAGUUCAAUAUUUGAGGGAAGAAGAGAACAAGCAGAUGAGAUAUGGCGCUGUAGCAAUGGGUGGUCUCACUGGUUUUAUAUUUGGCCUAAGGGGGGGACUAAUUAGGAGAAUAUUUUACGCUGGCUUGGGAACUACGGGUAUGGGCUACAUAUGCUUCCCCGAAGAAACUAAGCAACUUAUGAAAGACAACGGGUCGCUCUUGAAGCAGUAUAUUAACAUUGCUUACAACUUUUUCUAUGGAGUAAAACCCGGCGACCCGCAGUUGGAGCUUAAAUUCCCCGAGUUGUCUUUCCCCAAAGACUUGUCAGAGUUUGUAGACAUGACCGUGUCUGUGGCCACGUCCGUCAAACAAGCGGUCAUGCCCCCACCAUCGAAAAAUGAGGUGGAAAAUAAACCCUCUGAACACAAGGACUAGAAUACUUAUUUGAAGAUGUAGACAAUUACUGAAAGGGUUAGUGCUCUAAAAUGGUAGAAGAUGAAAUGAAACAGAAGAUUUUUUAGCAUCAUUAUUUAUUUGUAAACUGCAGUGUAAUUUAUUCUAUGCCAUGUAAUUAAAAUGUUAUGUUAGA